GGUGUUUGCGUUUUUCGUUGUUGGUGAUAUUUUUCGGUGAAUAUUGUCCUCACGUUGGAAAAUAUCCAAGGAAAAAAAAAAAAACUAACUGAAUUUCGAGUGUCUCAGACUCGAAAUCCGGCGUAAAAGGGACAUGGAGAACCCGGAGGAGGUGCUGCAAGCACUAGAUGAAUUUCAAAAGCUACGACCUGCUGACAUUCCAAAGGAACUUGAAGAGUAUCUGUCUUGGGUAGCGAAAACAGGAGACCCUGUCUAUCAGUGGCCUCUGAUAAAAGCUCUCUUCCGAGAAAAGCUCCUACGAGUAAUGACUGAGUUCUAUGAGAGUUGCCCGACCUUAGAACUGGCACCCUGUCCAAACGUUGAGCAGUUCAACUACGAUAUGAUGAAAAGUGCUCUCCUCGAUCGACUUGAAUCAUUCUCCAAUGCUCCCUUUACAGUGCAAAGAAUUUGUGAGCUCCUAACUGCCCCACGCAAAGAGUACAACAGGGUAGAUAAAUUCAUGCGAGCUAUUGAAAAGAACAUAUUAGUUGUAUCGACAAGAGAACCAGGGCCAGCGGCCAGACGAAGCGAGAAUGGCGAUGGUAUGGUAAAUGGGUCUACGGAGGACAACGGAAGUAGGUCACCUUACGAUAUGGACCUGUGGGCACGGGCUUGUACCUUGGCGACCACAGUCACCGUUCAAACAGUAGAAACGCAUUCGACGAUAGUCAAUAUACAUCACCUUCCAACAAACAUUAUACCCGCGACUGAAUUAACUAUUGUAAAAAGUAGCCCAGUUUCUGUCGAAGCCUUCACACCGUACGGAGCCGAUUCUGAGCUAUGCGAUUCUGAGAUAACUGCAAAAGGCCAGGAUCUACCUUCAACUUUCACCCCAUCGACAUCCGAAAUUGCUAACAUUGCAAAUUUGACAUCACAGAUUCAACCGCAAGACCUCAAUUCCACAUCGGGGAUCCAAAAUUUAUCCAAUAUGGUCCCCGAACCUUCUAAUAUAGUUGGAGAUGUACCGGAAGCAAUUAUGAACGAAGAUACCAACUCUCAGCCUAGCCUCGAUAUGGAGAAUAAUGAAAACGAGGCGUUUGAGUCAACUAAAACACUGCAGACUACAUUCCAGUCCAGCGACUUCAUCUCUCACGGCAUCAAACCGCAGAAAUUUUAUUCUGAAGAAGCUAAAUCAGUUGAAAAAACUAUCGUCCAAGCUGAAUCCAUAAGAAAUGAUCUAGAACCAUUGAUAGAGCUAACUCAAAAACCUGCGGAAGAUAAUACAGAUGUUGCUAAAGUCACUCCAGAAAUUGUAUCUUCUGGAGAAAACGGGGAGCCAGCUAUACCAGCAACAGUAAUCACUGCCGAUUCAAUUGAAAUGACUGAAAAUAUCGAUGAAGCAACUAAUGCUGAAACAAUCGAUAAAACCACAGAGAAAAUCAAAGAAAGUAAUGAUAUGAUUCAAAGGAAUAUCAGUGGCGAUGAUCAGAUGCGAGUAAAAGAAUGUGUUACAUCAGAUAAUGAUAACAAUGUGCAGCUUAAAAGCGAAACUGAAAGUGCUUUACUAGAUAUAAAUAUUGAAAAAGACAGCGUUAGUUGUGCCAAAAUAAGUCUGAGCGAGAAAGAAGCUGAAGUUACGUUACCACCAGUAACACCAGAACCUAUAAUCCCCUGUACGGUUGAAACUAGAGAAAAUGUUACACAGAAUAUCACAAUAUCCAAAGAAACGGAAAUUACAACGGAUUCUAAGGAAUUAAAUGUAUUGGCCAAGGAAACUGAACAAAUUAUGGAAGAAACCCUACCUACUACAGAAGGCAGUAAACGAACCGAUGAAUUUGAGGAGAGUACAGAAUGCCUAGCAGAAAAGGAAAAAAUAUCUGACUGUGUACUACAGCUGCAAACAUUGACCACAAUUAAAGAAACUAGCGACGAGAAUGAUACAAAAAUCACAAAAUCUAUUGUUCCUGAUCCAUUGCCAAUAGUAGAAGAGCCCAAAGAGGAAGUAUCUGUUCCUGACUUAGAAACUAAACAACUGAUAGUCGACGUUACUAAUGAAGAACACAACACUGCAGUGAAUACAGCUUCGUCACCAGGUGAAAAGGAGAAAGAAUUGAUCGAUACUUUCAAAACAGAAGAUGCUUUAAAGGCGAAUCCAGACGCUACAGAUGCUCAAUCAGGUCAAGCAUUCUUAAUAGAGAAGCCCUCAUCAGUCGUCACUAAUUCAGCUUUAGUUCGAGGUGUUGCACCAGUUGAGUCGAUGGAAGUCGACAUUGCCGAAGGCAACCAGACUGUUCAGCAAGAUGAGCCAAUGGAGCAAGAAGUCAGUGAUUUGGAUAAAAGUUAAUGAAAAGUAGAGUAAAACAUUUGUAUUAUUCUAUAGGAUUACUCUGAUUUUGUUGAGAAAAAAUAUCACAAUUUAAUUUACUAGAAAGCAGGACGUUUUUUUUUAAUUAGUAAUUUUUUAUAAAACUAAAUAUUGCCUCGUCACGAAAAACUCAUAAACACACAAAUGAUUGAACAAUAUGAAUCAAAAUCUUUCACUAUUUAAGAAAUGUUCACGUGGAAAUAUCAUUUUGAUUCUAAACAACUGGGAGAAGGGAGCCUUUGAAACACAUUGUAUUUGAUCAAACUUAAUACAUUUGGGAAACUCCUGGGGGAAUAAUGCAUUCCUUUGCUCCUUCUUCUGACUCGUUUACAUACUGAAAAAUGCUUAUUCCUUGGAAUUUACUCAGAAUGACCUUUAAGAUCUCAGCUUUUUACAGAAAAUGUGGUAAGAAGCUUUUUUUCGAAAAUUAAAAAUCUUUUGGGUAGCAGGAAAAACCUUGAAAUAUAAAUACUUACUUCAAAGGUUCUAAGGUGUUCGUCAAUUUUAUAAUCUUUGAUAUCAAAGCUAAGGUUUGUAUAUCAUGUAUUCUAAUGCUAGUGAGCAAUAUCGUAAGAAUGAUAUUGUGAACUGCAUUGAUAAUUAAUCAGUGAAAAAAAUGAGUCCAAUUUUUGAAAGCAUAAGGUCGUUUAGCAUAUUUAUAAGCUAGUAUUUAAAGUAACUUUUUAACUGUAGACGCAAGGCUAUCAAAAUGGAUUGUCUGAGAGUAAAUCAUUUCUUAACUUAUGUAAUCGUAACAAAUGGUUAUGUCACAUGAAUAACUUAAUAUAGCGUGUACAUUAUUUUAUAAAAUACAUAAAGAUUAUUGU
Neodiprion virginianus is the source of this 3171-nucleotide messenger RNA. RefSeq names its product serine/threonine-protein phosphatase 4 regulatory subunit 2 (gene PPP4R2r). Lineage: Eukaryota; Metazoa; Arthropoda; Insecta; Hymenoptera; Diprionidae. Gene Ontology annotation, molecular function: protein phosphatase regulator activity. The transcript has a single exon. Gene Ontology annotation, cellular component: cytoplasm; nucleus; protein phosphatase 4 complex. Gene Ontology annotation, biological process: protein dephosphorylation. The coding region runs from base 134 to 2323 and encodes 729 amino acids. The record is from RefSeq and is a predicted model, not a curated record.